This is a messenger RNA of Erigeron canadensis, 1506 nucleotides long. RefSeq lists its product as uncharacterized. Gene Ontology annotation, biological process: cell surface receptor signaling pathway; cytoskeleton organization. Bases 113 to 1159 code for a protein of 348 amino acids. The transcript is spliced from 11 exons. The record is from RefSeq and is a predicted model, not a curated record. Lineage: Eukaryota; Viridiplantae; Streptophyta; Magnoliopsida; Asterales; Asteraceae. Gene Ontology annotation, cellular component: cytoplasm.
GGAAAACAAAAACCCUACAAAGGUGGUGGGUUGUCACCGCGCCUUUGAUCGAAGAUUUUGUGCCAUCCACCAGUCACCAACAUCCUCACACCACUACACCGCCAUUCACCUGAUGGCGGACGUUAACGCUUUUUCUGGCGAUGAGAUUACUGGGAAGGCCAGCCUCGAUUUUGUUAUGUCGUAUCUCUUGCACGGCUGUUUUGAAGAGACAAUUACAGCACUUAAUGGUAGUACACCUUAUGCCAAGCCCACGACAAUGGAAAUUGCCAAGAAAGAAAUAUUGGAACGAGUGAGAUUAGAUGAUGCAAUUGGGGCAGUUAAUGUACUUGAAAAAGAGCCUGGCCUUUUGAAUAUCAACCCGACACUCCUUUGUGAUCUGUUGUGCAUUCACUUCAUUAAGCUCAUUUCUUCGGGCAACAGAUAUAUGGCUCUAAAAUUUGCGGAGAUGAACUUUAUUCCAUUGCUGGAGUUGAAAGAUAAUGUUGAGAAUAUCCAAGCUUGUACGAAGCUCCUGUAUGAGAAACCAGAACUGAUACACUCAAUGUCUUCUAUAUUGAACACUGAGUUUCGCCAAAAAGUAUCAGCAAUUCAAGCUAGGAAACCCCUUGACAGACCUUCUACUGAGGAGUGGGAGAACAUGAGAAUUAGAAAAGGAAUCAUGAAGUUUGUUCUCGAUAGAAAUGAGAUGAAAGCCAUUGCAAGCACAAAGAAAUUUUUUCGGGGAUUACUUGAAAAAAAUAGUGAGAUCGAGUUUGAACUCCUAAGGCUUCAUCUGCUCACACUAAUCUACUCAGAAAAACCGUCGGAGGCUAUCAAGUUUGCCCGGACAGAGUUUUCCCAUUUUGAUCGUAGGGGAAUACAUGAGUGCAUGCUCCUCCUCCUAUAUCCUAAUCCAGAUAAAGGAACAAGACGGCAUCAUUUGAUUAGCACCGAACAUCGAGAGGAUAUUGCCGAUAAGUUGAAUAGAGCAAUCCUAGCAUAUGGCAACUGUUCUACUUAUUCAACUUUGGAAAGGCUCAUGCAACAUGUAAUUGUGUCCAGAAAAUGUGUGAAUGAAAAACUUGGAAAGGGAAUGAGCAAGGAAGUGAGCAUCAGGAAUCUCUUUAAUGAGGCUAUGGUGAUGGAGCAGGCUGCUGAUCUGCACCGGCAAAUGGGCUAGUGGUAGCAGUUGCAGAUGUCAGUUCCAUGAACAAGAUCUUGAAUCUGCUGCAAGUUUUUGUAGUUCUCUUAUAAAACUGUACAUACGUGAUAUAUCUGCUAUCGGAAUAGAGAUUGCAUUGCGGACAGAAGUGAUGAAUUUAUCGAGUUUUAGUAACAAGAUGAGACUGUAGUAUAUGUUACCUGAAGUAUCUCCGCCCUAGUUUCUGUCACAUGUCCAGGGGAUCAAUCUUGUGUGUUGAAACACGAGGAUCGGUUAAAUUGUGAUCUAUACGACUACAAACGUGCGGAAUCCGAUUGUAAUUGACUUUGAGGUUUCUUGAAUAAACAUGAACAUAUAAACACAAA